Balaenoptera acutorostrata (minke whale) is the source of this 1400-nucleotide messenger RNA. Its product is annotated as tomoregulin-1-like. Gene Ontology annotation, molecular function: protein binding. The record is from RefSeq and is a predicted model, not a curated record. The transcript has a single exon. Lineage: Eukaryota; Metazoa; Chordata; Mammalia; Artiodactyla; Balaenopteridae. Bases 135 to 920 code for a protein of 261 amino acids.
UAGAGCCCAUGCUCCGCAAAAAGAGAAGCCACCGCAAUGAGAAACCCGCUCACCGCAACUAGAGAAAGCCCGAGCGCAGCAAUGAAGACUCGACACAGCCAAAAAAACGAAAAAGCACAAAAUUCUCAGAAGUUAUGUAUAUGUGCCAUACAAAUUAUAUUCCCAUCUGUGGAUCAAAUGGGGACACGUACCAAAAUGAAUGCUUUCUCAGAAGGGCUGCUUGUAAGCACCAGGAAGAGAUAAUAGUAGUAGCAAGGGGACCAUGCUACUCUGAUAAUGGCUCUGGAUCUGGAGAGAGAGAAGAGGAAGGGGCAGGGAGAGUUGUUCGCAGAAAACACUCCAAGUGUGGACCUUGCAAAUAUAAAGCUGAGUGUGAUGAAGAUGCAGAGAAUGUUGGGUGUGUAUGUAAUAUAGAUUGUAGUGGAUACAGUUUUAAUCCUGUGCCUGCUUCUGAUGGGAGUUCCUAUAACAAUCCCUGUUUUGUUCGAGAAGCAUCUUAUAUAAAACAGGAACAAAUUGAUAUAAGGCAUCUUGGUCAUUGCACAGACACAGAUGACACUAGUUUGUUCGGAAAGAAAAAUGAUGGACUACAAUAUCAACCAGAUGUGAAAGAUGCUAGUGAUCAAAGGGAAGAUGUUUAUAUUGGAAACCACAUGCUUUGCCCUGAAAACCUCAAUAGUUACUGUAUCCAUGGAAAAUGUGAAUUCAUUUAUUCUACUCAGGCAUCUUAUAGAUGUGAAUCUGGUUACACUGGACAGCACUGUGAAAAGACAGACUUUAGUAUUCUCUAUGUCGUGCCAAGUAGGCAAAAGCUUACUCAUGUUCUUACUGCAGCAAUCAUUGGAGCUGUACAGAUUGCCAUUAUAGUAGCAGUUGUCAUGUGCAUAACAAGAAAAUGCCCUAAAAACAAUAGAGGAUGACGACAGCAGCAAAACCUAGGCCAUUUUACUUCAGAUACAUAUUUCUAGAAUGGUUUAAACUGAUGACUUUUAUAUGUAUACUGACCAUGUGAUGUACAUUUAUUAUGUCUUUUUUUUAAAGAAUGGAAAUAUUUAUUUCAGAGGCCUUAUUUCUGGACAUUUUUAGUGUAGUACUGUUGGCUCGUAUUUAGAAUAUUCAGCUACAACAGUUUUGGACUGUUUAGUAGUCUUUGUUUUAUGUUUUUAAAUACAGAAAUUGAUUUCACAAAUUUGUACUACAUGGUAAUUCUAAGACUUGUUCUUUACCCAUGCAAUGUAAUAUUUUUGCAAAGACGGACCACUUCCAAAUGGUUAUAAAGUCAUACCCACUUCUUCCACAAUGACCACAGCAAAUGACCAAGCUUGAACUGAAGGUAUAGAUGUUUACAGAUUACUUUUCUUACAAAAAAAAUCUAGAAGACACUGUGUUUAGACAUUUCA